This is a messenger RNA of Brassica napus (rape), 1841 nucleotides long. Its product is annotated as uridine 5'-monophosphate synthase-like. The coding region runs from base 1254 to 1487 and encodes 77 amino acids. Gene Ontology annotation, molecular function: orotidine-5'-phosphate decarboxylase activity; orotate phosphoribosyltransferase activity. The record is from RefSeq and is a predicted model, not a curated record. The transcript is spliced from 2 exons. Lineage: Eukaryota; Viridiplantae; Streptophyta; Magnoliopsida; Brassicales; Brassicaceae. Gene Ontology annotation, biological process: pyrimidine nucleobase biosynthetic process; UMP biosynthetic process.
AACUGCAGUACAUUUCUAAUACUAUACUAAAAGGCCAAUAUACUCUAUUGUGAGGGUGUCCACGUCUUCCAAUUUAAUCAGCCAAUCAUAAAGUUUUCUUAUGCCAUGUCACUUCUAUGAGUCGAGAAUAUAUAAUAAUGGGUAACUUACUAAAAGGCCAAUAUACUCUAUUGUGAGGGUGUCCACGUCCUCCAAUUUAAUCAGCCAAUCAUAAAGUUUUCUUAUGCCAUGUCACUUAUAUGAGUCGAGAAUAUAUAAUAAUGGGUAACUUAUGUGGGCUACAUGUUAAAUGGCCCAUCAUUAAAGAGCCCAAGAGAACUCAAAUCCUGUCCCGACUUCUGCUCUUUCUUCGGUACGUCUCUCUCUCUCUCUCUCUCAGCAACCGCUGCUCACAUGUUGUUCAAGAUCUCUGCUUUUGAUUCGAUUGUUUACCUAGAAUCUCAAACUGAAGCUUGAAAGGGGCAAAGAAGCUUGGAAUCAGAUGGAUUGGAAUGUUAACAACGCUUUCAAAACCUACAAAGGUUAACGUAUUUGUGAGAAAAAUUAUUGAACUUGAUGAUGUUUUCUGGAGAGAGAGACUACUUAUUGAUCAAUUCUUUUUGUUUUGAUGAUUGUAGAAAUGGAACCAAAAGCAAUGAUGGUCACUCCUUCCACACUCUGAUCCCACUGACAUUGCCUUAGGCUCCUCUUAUGAAAACAACGCCAUUGCCAAUACCGCUCCCCCUAAACGCAAGAAGACUAUGACUUCAGUCUUCCUAAAAUACUUCGAGACUGCACCUGACAGCAAGACUCGCAAAUGCAAACUUUGUGGUCAAAGCUACUCCAUUGCAACCGCCACAGGUAAUUGCAACAUUGUUUAAAUCUUCCUCCAAGGUCCUGAUGUAACCUUUUAUGUAUUCCCUCUUUUAAAGGUAAUCUUGGAAGGCAUCUGAAUAACCGACAUCGAGGAUAUGAUAUGGCAUCAGAUGUUGCAACCACCUCAGUACCACAGACACCACAAGUUGCUGCGAAACCCUCACAGUCCCAUUCCAAGCCACCGCAGAUUGAUUAUGAUCAUCUCAACUGGUUAGUUCUAAAGUGGCUAUCUCUGUCAUCACUCCCUCCCUCUACCGUAGACGAAACACUAUGCUGAUAUUUUCCGAUUCGUUCUUUGACUGUGACUGCAGACAUGAUCACUCAACACUACUUAUGUUACCCAUGCCACAUGUUAGCUUAAUUUGAAAGAUUGUUUUCUCAAAGGUCUUUUAGUCAGAAUGACUCACGAGUUUGAUCACCACAAGGACAACGAGUGUCUUGAGUGUCUUGAAGAAUGGUCUACUAGGAGGAAGGAGCGAACAGACUUGCAACGGUCUGCUGGUGGUAACCUUGCUACAAGAGACUACACUGCAGGAGUAGGGAAAAUCACAGAGGCUCAUUCAGAUUUUGUGAUGGGAUUCAUCUCGGUUAAUCCUGCGUCUUGGGAAUGGGAGAUGUGUAGCCGUCUAUGAUUCAUGCAACGCCUGGUGUUCAAGUGGUGAAAAAUGGUGAUGCACUUGGUCAACAAUACAACACUCCACACUCUGUGAGUCUCUCGCUCCUGGUGUUCCAUAUUUUGUAAAGACUAUCCCCAAAUGCUAAUACAUCAUAACACCACCUAGCAACGUGUGGAUCAAGACUUACAUCAAAAGGCCUCCUUCAGUGAUUGAAUGGGAAUAAAAGAUUCUGAUCAGUUUGGCUUUUGUUUUUGUGUGUUUAUGGUUGUCUGUAUUCAUGCGUAUUACUAUUACAAGCAGGCUAUAUAGUUUCUGUAAAACCUAUUAUUAUUGAUCUAAAACUUGCUUAAUGUUAACAAAAAUUACAUA